This is a messenger RNA of Zygosaccharomyces rouxii, 438 nucleotides long. It is a transcript of the gene HCH1, whose product is annotated as Hch1p. Gene Ontology annotation, cellular component: cytosol. Gene Ontology annotation, molecular function: protein-folding chaperone binding; ATPase activator activity. The transcript has a single exon. Lineage: Eukaryota; Fungi; Ascomycota; Saccharomycetes; Saccharomycetales; Saccharomycetaceae. The coding region runs from base 1 to 438 and encodes 145 amino acids. The record is from RefSeq and is a predicted model, not a curated record. Gene Ontology annotation, biological process: positive regulation of ATP-dependent activity; protein folding.
AUGGUGGUGGUAGUCAAUCCUAACAACUGGCAUUGGGUUGAGAAGAACACUCUCUCUUGGAGUCAAGCAUAUUUCGAAGAAAAGCUUCCUCAAUUGCAAGUAGAGGAUGGCAGUCAUCAGGUGAUAGUGACCAAAGUCUCCAGUGUACGUGGUGACUCCAACGUCUCACAACGUAAGGGGAAGCCAAUCUGUUAUUUUGACUUGCAAAUUUCACUGAUGGUUGCCGUCAAAGAUGGAGCCGACGAGCUUAUUAGCGGCUCGCUUACAGUGCCUGAACUAACCCAUGAUGAAGAACCAGAGAUUAAGAUGGAAAGCUCCUUUGGCGAGCAUCAAACGCUAUUAGAGAAGCAAUUCUAUCCUGUCCUUUUGGAGGCCCUUUUGCGGUAUCAGUCAGAUCUGAUGCGGGCACAUAGCGGAGAUCUAGGUAGUAAUGUUUAG